AUGAAUCUCAAAGAAUAUAUCGUUUAUGCUUCUGAAAAGCCUUCUGAGUCUAAUUUAGCCCCGCAAAUUUAUCAUUGCAACCUAUUUGCUACUAAUGAAAUCACAGCCCGUAGUAAGACUUUUAACUUAUUAAGGAAGAAGUACAAGAUUAAGAGUACUUUUGGCGUAAUUUUAAAGAUAGAGGAAGUAGCCCAGUAUAAUGACGUUAAAGUCAGAAACUUUACUGUUCAUGCAACGUACAAAGUCAAGACUAAUAUUAGUAAUGUUAAGAAGGAGAUUAGAGCUUUAACUAGAGUAGCUGCAGUAGAGAAACUCUACCAAGAGCUUAAGGCUAGACAUAGUGCUACUCCUGAUUGUGUGACUAUCAUUGAAGUAGUUGAGAUUAAGCCAGAAGAAGUAGUAAGUAAGAACAUUCUUCAAGUCAUUAACAAUCCUAAGUAUCCACUCUUUGAUAAGCGUAUUCCAGCUACAGCUCCUAACUUCCAAAUUGCUGCAAUUGAUAGGAAGUAG
Nematocida homosporus is the source of this 510-nucleotide messenger RNA. RefSeq names its product large subunit ribosomal protein L18Ae. Gene Ontology annotation, biological process: translation. Lineage: Eukaryota; Fungi; Microsporidia. Gene Ontology annotation, cellular component: cytosolic large ribosomal subunit; ribosome. The coding region runs from base 1 to 510 and encodes 169 amino acids. The transcript has a single exon. Gene Ontology annotation, molecular function: structural constituent of ribosome. The record is from RefSeq and is a predicted model, not a curated record.